UGUUAAAACCUCGCGAGAAUAUUAGCUUAUUGGAGGAGUAAGCACACUGCAAGAUUGGAGUUGCAAGAAAAGACAUCUCCAAAAAGUAACAACUAAAGAUGUCUGGACGGUCAGGUCGCGCGGAGACACGAAGUCGUGCUAAAGAUGAUAUUAAAAAGGUGCUGGCAGCAAUUGAAAAAGUGCGUAAAUGGGAGAAGAAGUGGGUAACUGUAGGAGACACAUCCCUACGCAUAUUCAAGUGGGUGCCUGUGACAGACACUAAACAGAUAUACCGGAGCAAAUCCAUAACUGGAGAGGUUCGAGGUCUAAAAGAUGUGGUGUUGGAAAACACCAGCUCUACCAUGGAUUUCCUAGAUGAAUGCAGCAACCAGAGUUUCCUGUCUGAUGUCUACCAGCCCAAAAUGGACAGCAGCAGCUCAAGCUCCCAGCAUGCCAGUGAGGCAGUCAGUCCUCUUCCUCACACCACAACACUCCGCACGGCCGAAGAUGCUCAACCACCCAUGCUGGGCCAGGAGAGUGUGGACGAGCCAUCCCAGCCAGCACAUGAAGUUGCUGAUGAGCCUCCCACAUUGAUCAAGGAAGACCUGGUUUUGCCCCUUGGUGUUCGAGUAAGAGUUCCAUGCACAGAGGAAGAAGAAGAGGAAUCAGGAGCCCCUCCACUGAAGAAAAUUUACACUGAAAAAAAGUCUGUACUGAGAUAACUAGUUGAUUGGAUGGACAUGCAUGCAACCCAUGCACUCUAUUGAAGGAUUCAAAUGGGACAUAAGAGUAACUGCCCAAAUAAUGGAAACACUUGAGUAAAUGAGGGAUACAAAGUAUAUUGAAAGCAGGUGUUUCCACCCAGGUAUGGUUCCUGAGUUAAUUAAGAAAUUAACAUCCCAUGUGCUUAGGGUCGUGUAUAAAAAUGCCAGGCAGGCCAUUGUUAUGGCCAUUAUUUUGGCUACCAUGGAUAUGUUUUAAAAAAACAUAGUAUGACAAAACACCAAAUUAUGCCAUUUCUUAUGGAAGAAUGGUGUCGCCUUCCUCCAAUAGAUUUCCAGACACUUAUAUAAUCUAUGCCAAGUUGCAUUGAAGCUGUUCUGGCUCGUGGUGGCCCAACGCCCUAUUAAGACAUUGUUGGUGUUUCCUUUAUUUUGGCAGUUAUCCCUACAGACAUUAUUAUAAAAUAUGCAUUUCGUUAAUCAAGUCACUACAAAUGGAAUACGUUUAAAAAAGAAAGUUGAAGUUAUUAUUUUAAGUUGUUUUUUAAAAAUACAAUUUUACUUUCUCAGCUUUGAAAGUAAUUAUAAGCCGUUUAAUGCGUUACAACUGUACAUAGUCGUGCUCAAAAAAAGUGCCUAUCGCUCUGAAAUAUACACUAUAUAUUUAUUUUCUGUCAGACAAGUGUCUCAUAUGUUAUGCUAUUCGUAGAAAUUGCACAGAUCUAAAUAAUUAUGUCCCCUAUUCAAUGAAAUGGGUUUGUUAAUUCUGAGGGAUGAAGUUGAGCAUAUAUUAAUUAACAAUCUGUUGAGUUUCUUUUGUUUCACACGGUUAGCGCUGUUUUGUUAAAUACAUUUAUCCAAGCAGCACAGGAAGUAUGAGGGGAAACUUAUUCCGGUCACUGGAUUUUAUUGAAUAUGGGCUGAAGUUUUUGGAAUAUUUUUUUACAUUUGUACUUCGCUUUGCAAAUAAGAUUAGACAACUGUUUGUCAUGUCUAUCCUUUUUGAUAUACUCUUAUCUUGCUUCUUAAAUGUUCAUAUGGCAUUGGAUGUGACUGGUAUAGCAUGAGUUUGAAUGGUGAACGAGGUUGAAAAGUAGUUAAAGACCUUGUAUUGUUAUUCAGAGAUAAUUUCUUAUGGUCAGGUGGGUCAUGCUCUCAAGUGUUUAUUUUCUGCUGCAAAAGUGAUGCACAUGCUGGAAUAUACCCUGCUCCAUAGUAAAAUAUGGUUGAUAUUGUG
Molecule: messenger RNA, 1938 nt
Organism: Oncorhynchus gorbuscha (pink salmon)
Lineage: Eukaryota; Metazoa; Chordata; Actinopteri; Salmoniformes; Salmonidae
Product: B-cell CLL/lymphoma 7 protein family member B-B-like
Exons: 6
Coding region: 99-701 (200 amino acids)
Source: RefSeq, a predicted model, not a curated record